AUGGCCCAAUAUCAUCCUAAGAUCACACCGGAGUCCCUCAAAGACAAAGUAUUGGUGGUGACUGGAGGUGCCAACGGAAUUGGUGCCAGUUUUGUCGAAUACUGCUGCCAACAUGGGGCAUAUGUCUGUUUUGGUGAUCUCGCUGUUGAUGCGGGCAGCCAGAUCGCCCAGAAUCUAUGCUCAUCUGGCUCAUCCUCUCCUCCGCGAGCUAUCUUCCAACAUACUGAUGUGACCGACUAUGAAUCCGUCCUUGGGUUGUUCGACCUGGCGUUGGAAAAGUACGGCCAUGUGGACCAUGCCAUAGCUUGUGCCGGAAUCAUGGAGAUCGGCAACUGCUUUGAUCCAGCGUUGACUCUGGAGACUGUCCGAGAAGCCCCAACGACCAAGGUCCUCGACGUCAAUCUCACUGGCUGCCUGUAUCUCGCUCGCAUCGCUAGCGUGUACCUACGCCACAACCGUCCAACGGACGCAGACCGAUCCAUAACUGUGAUCUCCUCACUUGCUGGGUUCAAGGAGACCCCAGGUGCGUUUGUCUAUCAGUCCUCCAAGCAUGGAGUGCUCGGAUUGAUGCGCUCUCUACGCCUGUACCUCCUUUCUGCUCCUCAUCGCAUCAGAAUCAAUGCUGUCUGUCCGUGGAUGACGACAACGGGAAUGGUAGAGGGCAUACGCAAUGCCUGGAUGAAGGCCAAUCUGCCCUCCAACUCUCCAGCAGACAUCGGCCACAUCAUUGCUGGGCUUCUUGCCGAUCCCACGCUCAAUGGUAAGUCCAUGUACGUCGAAGGUGGCCGGGCAUGGGCAAUUGAGGCAAAUCUGGAUCGCCUGGAGCCCGAGUGGCUGGGGGAGGAGCCAUCACGAUCGUUGGCCAAGGGACAGGCGUUAUUGGGAAGCGGUGACGUCUGGGUUCAAUGA
Messenger RNA from Aspergillus clavatus NRRL 1, 909 nucleotides. RefSeq names its product putative 3-hydroxyacyl-CoA dehydrogenase. The coding region runs from base 1 to 909 and encodes 302 amino acids. Lineage: Eukaryota; Fungi; Ascomycota; Eurotiomycetes; Eurotiales; Aspergillaceae. The record is from RefSeq and is a predicted model, not a curated record. The transcript is spliced from 3 exons.